Messenger RNA from Aspergillus aculeatinus CBS 121060, 987 nucleotides. RefSeq names its product NAD(P)-binding protein. The transcript has 2 exons. The record is from RefSeq and is a predicted model, not a curated record. Bases 1 to 987 code for a protein of 328 amino acids. Lineage: Eukaryota; Fungi; Ascomycota; Eurotiomycetes; Eurotiales; Aspergillaceae.
AUGCCGACUCUCAGCGACUUCUUCUAUACCCAAUUCCUUCUCCGAAUCCCCCAGCCAUCCGCCUCCUUCACCAACAAGACUAUCAUCGUGACCGGCGCCAAUGGAGGCUUAGGACGAGAAACCGUGAAGCACCUCAUUCGUCUCGGGGCCGAGAAGAUCAUCUUCGCGUGCCGCAGUCGGUCCCGAGGCGAGCAGGCCCAACGCGAGAUCGAGGCCCAGCUGAACUGUAAGACCAACCUCAUCGACGUCCGAGAACUCGACCUGGAGUCCCCGGCCUCGAUCAAGCGGUUCGCAGAAUGGGCCGCUCGCUCACUCCCGCGCGUUGACGUCCUGAUCAACAACGCCGGGAUCCACGCCAACAAGUUCAAAGUCGUCUACGACACCGAGCGCACCCUGGCCGUCAACAACAUCGGCACCUUCCUGCUGACGGUCCAGAUGAUCCCGAAAAUGCAGGCGACAGCUCGAACCUAUGGCGUCACGCCGGUGAUCACCUUCGUCGCCUCCGCGCUCUACGACAUCGCCGAGUACCCCGCGCAGCACGGGGAGGAUAUCUUCACCUGGUUUCGGGAGGAAUCCCACGUGAACUUUAUGAACCAGUACAACCUCUCCAAGUUACUGCAACUUUACGCGAUGAUCAAGCUAGCCGCCCUCGUCGACUCGACGAGCGAUCGCUCUUCCUCGAUUGCGGUCAACGCCCUCGACCCGUGUUUCUGCAAGACCGGCAUCAUCAGCGAGUCCACCGGGCUGGCCAGGGUGCUCUUCAAGAUCUUCGAGGCGAUCACCGCCCGCACCGCCGAGGAGGGGGCCCGGCUGGUGGUCCAGACGGCCGCCGCCGGGCGCGAAACCCACGGACGGUACAUGCGCGCCGGCGCCGUGCAGGCCUAUGCCCCCAUCGCGGCCGACGAGCGGCGGGCCACAUACGUGUGGGAUGCGCUCUGCAGGAGGCUGGAGGCCAUUCAGCCUGGUAUCAUGCAGAAUCUGUGUUGA